Messenger RNA from Impatiens glandulifera, 1305 nucleotides. Its product is annotated as embryogenesis-associated protein EMB8-like. Gene Ontology annotation, molecular function: short-chain carboxylesterase activity; monoacylglycerol lipase activity. The transcript has 7 exons. The record is from RefSeq and is a predicted model, not a curated record. The coding region runs from base 16 to 1305 and encodes 429 amino acids. NCBI's taxonomy places the organism in Eukaryota, Viridiplantae, Streptophyta, Magnoliopsida, Ericales, Balsaminaceae.
AUACUCUUCCUACAUAUGGCCAGAGCCUGCUUAGGCUCAAUCAGAUUCAUCCGCAACCACCGUUGCCCGCUACCUCCCUCCUUGGCCGUUGAAGAAAUCGUCUCCUCCUCUUCAAUUAUGCCAAAUUCCGUCAAGCCCCACCGAUCACUUGAAAUUGUUGGUGGAGCCACCGAUUCAUUCCUUCCGGCACUGAAGAUUCUAACCAGCGCCUACAAACCGUAUCCUUUCAUCGGAUGGAACCGCCACGUUGAGACCAUCUUCGCCUCUUUGUUCCGGUAUCUUCCAGAUGUUAGAUUCCGUCGCGAGUGUGUCCAGAUGAAGGAUGGUGGUGUCGUUUCACUUGAUUGGGUUUCUGGAGACGAUCUUCGUUUACCCUUUAAUUCCCCUACCCUGAUUUUGCUGCCAGGUCUUACCGGAGGGAGUGGGGAUUCUUAUGUAAGGCAUAUGCUUGUAACUGCAAGAAACAAUGGUUGGAGAGUUGUUGUCUUCAACAGCCGUGGGUGUGCAAACAGUCCUGUCAUCACCCCUCAGUUCUAUUCAGCUUCAUUUAUAGAAGAUAUUCGCGAAGUAGUGGUUCAUGUUGGUAGUCGAUACCCCGAUUCGAAUUUAUAUGCAAUCGGAUGGUCUGUCGGAGCAAAUAUUCUAGUUCGAUACUUGGGUCAGGAAACAGAUGAAAUCCCUCUCUCGGGUGCUGUAUCAUUGUGUAAUCCUUUCGAUUUAGUCAUAGCAAAUGAGGAUUUUCGGAAGGGAUUUAAUAAGAUUUAUAGCAAAGCUCUUGCAAAUGGUUUGUGCAAAAUAUUUAAGAAACAUGCUUCACUCUUUGAAGGCAUCGGCGGUGAAUAUAAUAUCCCUAUGGCAGCACACGCAAGAACCGUUAGAGAAUUUGACGAAGGAAUAACAAGAGUUGCUUUUGGUUUUGAAUCGGCGGACGAUUACUAUUUCAACUCGAGCAGUUCAGAUUGUAUUAAAUAUGUGCGCACGCCUUUGCUCUGCAUACAAGCAGCGAAUGAUCCAAUUGCUCCUUAUAGGGCAAUCCCUUUUGAAGAUAUAAAGGAAAACCAAAACUGUAUGCUGAUUGUUACCCCAAAAGGGGGGCAUUUGGGAUGGAUGGCAGCAGGUAGUAAAUCCCCUUUGGGAGCUCCAUGGACCAAUUCUGUCGUUAUGGAUUUUUUGGUACAUUUGGAAAAUGAAAACUCUAAGUGUGAUGCUUCUAGAAGCAAUGGAAUCGAUUCGAAAGAGAGUGAUGCUUCUAGAAGCAAUGGAAUCGAUUCGAAAGAGGAGGGCUUUCGCAUAUUUGAUGUUUAG